Molecule: messenger RNA, 1640 nt
Organism: Exaiptasia diaphana
Lineage: Eukaryota; Metazoa; Cnidaria; Anthozoa; Actiniaria; Aiptasiidae
Exons: 4
Coding region: 301-1332 (343 amino acids)
Molecular function (GO): protein binding
Source: RefSeq, a predicted model, not a curated record
UGGCCUUAGUCACAUGCAGUCCUCGACUGCCUAUUUUUCAAUGUAGCCCCUAAGCAUAAUCACUGCCACACAUAACAAGAACCGCUUAAAGAACGGUCUAUCUGUACAAACAACAACCAUGUCACUUUAUAAAUAGUUUGAUUCGGUCGAUCAUUUGAUUGGUUGUGUUGCUUGUAAAUAAUAGAUGACACACCUGUUGCUUUUCGCUAUUUAAGUGGUUUUACAGGACYGMGAUUCAUUUAUAUCUCAUUACUUGCUCAGUUUCACGCGUUUUGACKUAUAGUUUCACGCGGUAACAACAUGAAGUUCACGAUUUUUCUCGUAAUCACGUUAGUUUUCUUMAACGUUGAAGCCCACAAGAAGAAAAAGACYAAACAUGUAACUUCGACCAAAAAGCAGCAAGUCGCAGGGCCAUUUCGGUUGCCUGUMUUUGCCAUUCGAAUGCCAAUUUUUGGCGCUCAGGARCUCGUGCGACCUUCUUCAAUGCUAUUCAACGACGGYCCUGCCGYACAACCAAAUAACGAGAAUCUAAAGACCGUAACGAAGACUUCAAAGUCUGAAAACGGUCCUUAUAAGACAUACACAGUAGURACAGAGACCAAAUCMGCCAAUAAAUCAAAUCCAAAUGUAUACAGGAAGAUAAUCAAGACKAUCACUACAAUGAACCGUAACAACACAUCACAGAGCACCAAUAAUGGUGCAAGUAUCAAGCUUCCAGCUCUUAACUUCAUAAGAAUGAGGUUCACUAACCCUUUUUAUAAGCUYUUGCCCAACCUUGGUAUUGGAGGCGAUGACAAGAAGCCCGAGCAAAAUGAUGAAGUGGCUGAGAAGGAUUGUUCUGAUGCAAAGCCUUGCACKGSAAGCAACGAAUAUUGCGAUAAAUUCUUUGGUGUAUGCAAAGAUAAAGUUCUACCUUAYGGAGCAUGCUCACAGAAAGAUCAAUGUUCUGUUACAAAGGGAGCCUAUCAAUGUACUUGGGGACGAUGYGUCAAGGGUCUUGCUGGAGAAGCAGGCACAUUUUGCGACAAAGAGAACGAUUGUCACAAUAGCAAAGAAGAGUUGGGUUGCUUUACACAGAAUGAUAUCAGUCGUUAUUCCAAAGUGUGUGUACCUAAGCUAGGAGAAGGAUCUACUUGUGGACGGUCAGCAGGUAUCUUUGAUAUGUUUGAAUCUGAAGACGAUGACCAGCGCUGYCAAGGAAACCUUGUUUGCCGUGCCGUAGGGUUCUUUGGGCGCAAAGCGUGCAUCAGGGAUGUCUCAAGAGACCAACAAGACUAUAUGGCUUCAAUCAAAAAAGGCAAAGGAAAACAUAAAAAACAUAAAAAGCACUAAAACCAUUGAAAUUCUAUCAACUCCAAAGAACGUCCUUCGAAAAGGUUUUUCCUCUAGGUAAACAUCAUGCAUCUUGGUCUUACUAUACAGUAUUCUGUAAGUUGGAAACCUUUUCGACAUUGGUGAAUCUUCAAAAUAUUACAUGACUUUGUUAGUUAAGCAAAGAUGGACAGACAGAAUGCAAAGCUAUUUCUGAUCAGCCAGAAAUCCAUGCAGCACGGAUCAUUAGGACUGGUCGCCAGUCGUUCCUGCACGUUAAUAAGGAACUUUUGUUAUUGAUUUAUGAUAAAUAAAAGCGCAAAACCAUA